GGAGUUACGCAGCAUCACUCUGACAGCAGGAGGAGGGCGGUGUUACGCAGCAUCAUCGGAGCUUGUCGUUUUAUUGUACGGCUGCUGAUGCUGAGAGGUCUCGCUGAGAAAGAUGUAGGACCAUGAUUGUGGAUUUGUGGUAUGCGGACUGUGGCACAUCGUGGCGGAUUGUUUUCUAGGUAUUCUGACUGCAAGGAUAAUGAGGAAAAGACGGAACUGGAAAUGACAGUGUAACUUGAAGUGAUGGACAAUAAGAGUGUUUGAGGAACCCCUACAUCUGACCUAAUGGCAAAGAAAGGCCGCGCCAAGGGCGAGAAGCCUGAAGCGCUCAUCUCUGCCUUACAGGCAGCCAAUGAAGAUCUCAGGUCUAAAUUAACCGAUAUUCAAAUUGAACUGCAUCAAGAAAAAUGCAAGGUGACCAAACUGGAGCGAGAAAAGGUGCAGGAAGGCAAGCGCAUUCGUGAGCAGGAGCAGCAUCGGCACACUGCGGCGCUGACAGAGCAGCGGGCCCGCUGGCACGAAGAAAAGUUAAAGGAACUCGCUACGCUGAGGGAAUCGCUAACACGGCAGCAUGAACAGGAAUUAGCCCGCACAGCUAAGAUUAAAGAAGGCGAGAUCCAGCGCUUACGGACUGCACUUAGUGCGCUGCGCGAUGGCAGUGGCGAGAAAGUACGUACUGCGCUAACGCUAGAGGCCAGAGAGGAAGCCCGUCGAUUCUUUGACCAGGAGCGCGUAAAGCUGCUGCAAGAAAUAGCUGAGCUGAAGUCUUCUAAACGGCAGACGGAUGAAGCGCUUAGUACUAUGAUUAUAGCCGACAAGAUGAAGGCAGGUGACUUGCGCACUGAACAUCAAGCGCACCAGGAACAAAUUACCAAGAUCAAGUGGGACUGUGAGCGAGAUAUUCGGCGAUUGGUGGAUGAGAUCAAGGCAAAAGACAGAACGAUCUUUUCGCUGGAGAAAGAGCUGGAAACAGCGACGGGCUUCGUGCAGAAGUUGCAGCUACAGAAGGAUGCACUUGAUGAGCAGCUGUUUCUGGUCAAAGAGGCAGAAUGCAACCUGGGUAGCCCAAAAAGAGAAAUCCCCGGCCGCGCUGGUGAUGGAGCAGAGCAUUGUGGGAGUCCGGACAUGAGAAGAAACCAGAAACGUAUGAGUGAACUUAAGGCCACCAUUCGUAAGCUGGAGGACCGCAAUUCAAUCCUAGUGGAUGAAAGAAAUGAGCUGUUGAAGCGUGUUCGGGAAACAGAGAAACAGUGCAAGCCGUUACUGGAGAGGAACAAAUUAUUACAUAAGAAAAAUGACGAACUGAGCCAGUCCCUCCAGAGGAUGGAGGAUAAACUGAAAUCCAUAACCAAGGAGAACAUGGAGAUGAAGGAAAAGAUUACAUCCCAUCCUCCACUGAAGAAACUCAAGUCUCUGAAUGAUCUGGAUCAGGCCAACGAUGAUCAAGAGAUUGAGUUCCUCAAGCUGCAGGUUCUUGAGCAACAGAGUAUGAUCGAUGAUCUGACAAGAGAUAGAGAAAAACUCUUGAGAAAGAAGAGGCAUAAACGAAGCAGACCUAUAAAGAGGCAUAUUGUUGUAGAUACAUUCUAUGGGUAUGAUGAAGAGUCUAUGGAUUCGGAAACUUCCUCAGUGGCUUCUCUGCGCAUGGAUCGAACCCCAGCCACACCAGAUGAAGAUUUAGAUGAGGGUCUGGCGGCUGAAGAGUCCGAAUUGCGGUUUAAGCAGUUGACGCGGGAAUAUCAGGCCCUUCAAAGAGCCUACGCUCUGCUACAGGAGCAGAAGGGAGGCAUGCUGGAUGCUGAAAUGGAGGCUAAGGCUCAUGAGCAGCUCCAGGCAGACACUCAGAGGUAUAAGGCUAAAAUCGAAGACCUGGAAAAAGAGCUUGCUGUAAAAGGACAGGACUCCAGAUGGGUGGAGGAGAAGCAACUGUUCCUCAGGCGCAAUCAAGAGCUGCUGGAUAAGGUUGAAAAGUUGGAGAAUGAAAACGGAAAGCUGCAGCAGGAACUACAGGACUCUAAAGAUCAGAAUGAACUGCUGGAGUUUCGCAUACUUGAGCUGGAGGAGCGUGAGAGGAGAUCGCCUCCGUUUAACCUUCAAAUCCAUCCUUUCUCCGAGGGAGUGAGUGCACUACAGAUCUACUGUAUAAAGGAGGGAGUGAAGGACGUGUGUAUACCAGACCUCAUCAAGCUGUUGGAUAUCCUCGGGGAUAAUGGGAACUUGAGGAAUGAGGAGCAGGUGGCCAUUAUUCAAGCGAGCACUGUGCUGUCUCUCGCUGAGAAGUGGAUUCAGCAGAUUGAAGGCACAGAAGCAGCUCUGCAUCAGAAGAUGAUGGACCUGGAGCUCGAGAUGGAGAUGUUCUGCAAACAAAAGGGAUAUCUGGAGGAGGAACUGGACUACAGGAAGCAGGCGCUGGACCAGGCUUAUAUGCAAAUCCAGGAGUUGGAGGCUACCCUGUACAACGCAUUGCAGCAGGAUAAAGUGAUCAAAUACGGAGAACCUCUGGACGAGCUGCAGAAGGAUGAGUUACGCUCGGCCGUGGAGAAACUCCGCAGACAGAUGCUGCGUAAGAGCCGAGAGUAUGACUGUCAAGUGCUGCAGGAGAGGAUGGAGCUGCUCCAUCAAGCCCAUCAGAGGAUCAGAGACCUGGAAGAUAAGACUGACAUUCAGAGGAGACAGAUUAAAGAUCUAGAGGAGAAGUUUUUAUUUCUCUUUUUAUUCUUCUCUCUUGCCUUUAUUCUUUGGCCUUGAUGUCUGUGACAUCUCCUGCAGAGGAUUUGAAGCAACCCGGAGCUGUCGCAUGCAACUGCAGUCGUCCGGUUGUAACGACUCAAGGUGUAUUACUGGCUGUUUUGUUUUGCUUGUGUGGAAGUGGGAAAUACAAAGUUGAUGGUGGAUUUUAUUGGGAUCAUCUGCACUGGAUUUGAUUAAACCUCUGUGGAGUACCAGGACAGAAUGUUUGAAAUCACACUUACAGAUCAAUACAAGUGUGACGAAAACAUAAUCAUCAACCCAACUAGAGGAUUAUGGAUUAUCUCUGCCAUGCAGGGACCCGCCAUGACCACGUCUUUACUGCAUCUACUGCGACUACUACCAACCAGAACACACAAACCACUUUCUUUCUCACUCUGUCUCUCUGUCUCUCCUCCCACAUACUUUGGGAAAUUGAAAGCGAAAUGGACGCCUUUGCAGACACACAUCCUCUCGCAGGAGUUUUGGGUGCUGACUCAGGGCCUGUUAGUGAGGUGACUGUCGCAUCUCUGUUGUCAGGAUCCCUUAGGAGAGGUGUCUUCCUCACUGCCUGAACACAGAAACGACAAAGAGACAGAUUGAGAGAGAAAGCGAGACCGUCCACACUAGCAGUUUUUGUUUACCCCUAGAAAGUUGAGUAGACUACUGCAACCAACCUGCUGUUAAAGGGAUAGUUCACCCAAAAAUGAAAAUUCUGUCAUCAUUUACUCACCCUCAAGUUGUUCCAAACCUGUAUGAGUUUCUUUCUUCUGUUGAACACAAAAGAAGACAUUUUAAAGAAUGUUGGUAACCAGACAGUUGAAGGCACCCAUUGACACACCCCUGUCCUGGUUUAUAUCAUAUCAACUUUCGAUCGAGAUCAUCUACAGUUACUACUGGUGUCCCUCAGGGUUCUGUUUUGGGCCUGCUUCUAUUCAUUAUCUACUCACUCCCUCUUGGUCACAUUUUCAGGAAAUAUGGUAUUCACUUUCACUGCUACACCAGUGACACCCAGCUCUACCUGUCUUCCAAACCCUCUGGCUCUUUUCCUCCACUUUUUUGUCCAACUUUUUAGCUGAAAUUAAAGACUGGCUUUCAGCUAACUUUUUAAAACUCAAUAGCGAUAAAACCGAGGUCCUACUUGUAGGCACAAGAUCUACUCUGACCAAAUCUGUGGAUAUUGAUCAACACACAAUUGGUCCUUCCCUGCAGGUUAAGAGUCUGGGUGUUACUCUGGAUAGCACACUUUCCUUUGAAGCUCAUAUUAAUAAUAUUACGCGUACUGCAUACUUUCACCUGCGUAAUAUUAAUCGCCUCCGUCCUUCCCUCACAAUGAACAACACUGCAAUUCUUAUCCAUGCACUGGUUACUUCACAUAUCGAUUAUUGUAAUGCUCUUCUUACUGGUCUUCCUUCAAAACUUCUCUAUAAACUACUAGAACUCCUUCUACUGUGCACAUUUCACCAACUCUUUAUCGAUUACACUGGCUUUCAGUGAAGUAUCGGAUUGAUAUUCUGCUUCUCGCAUUCAAGGCACUUCACAAUCUCGCUCCUCACUGAUCUUCUUUAUAUUUAUACCCCUCCACGCACUCGAAGAUCUUCACUCUCUCUUGUGUCACCACGAAUACGCUUUACUACAAUGGGAGCUAAAACUUUUAGCUAUGCAGCUCCUCGCCUAUGGAACUCUCUCCUUCUCGAUAUUCGUAAUAGUGACAGUCUGCAUACUUUCAAAUCCCGUCUUAAGACCUACCCUUUUUUAUGACCUGCUUUUAUUAGCCUGUACUGUAAUCUACUGUAUUUAUGAUGAGUGUGUGCUGUUAAGUUGUUGUAUUCUGUGACGCUAAUGGGAUUUGUUUAUUGUUAUUCAUCUAUUUGUGACCCUGGACCACAAAACCAGUCAUAAGUCAAUUUUUGACUAAAUAAGCUUUCCACUGAUUUAUGGUUUGUUAGGAUAGGACAAUAUAUGGCUGAGAUACAACUAUUUGAAAAUCUGGAGUCUGAGUGUGCAAAAAAAUAUUGAGAAGAUCACCUUUAAAGUUGUCCAAAUGAAGUCCUUAGCAAUGCCUGUCCACUCACAAAAAUACAUUUUUGACAUAUUUACGGUAGGAAAUUUACAAAAUAUCUUCAUGAAAAAAACGAUGUUGAAUUAAUAUCCUAAUGAUUUUUAGCAUAAAAGAAAAAUCGAUAAUUUUGACCCAUACAAUGUAUUGUUGGCUAUUGCUACAAAUAUACCCGUGUGACUUAUGACUGGUUUUGUGGUCCAGGGUCACAUUUAUCUACAGUAUUUUUAAUUAUUUUUUUAUAAUAUUGUUUGUUUGCUUGUAAGGUGACCUUGGGUGUUAUGAAAGGCACCGUUAAAUAAAAUAUGCAUUAUUAUUAUUAUUUUUAUUAUAGUAGGGGAAAAAAAACUAUGGAAGUCAAUGGGUGCCAUCAACUGUCUUUAAAAUAUCUUCUUUUGUGUUCAACAGAAGAAAUAAACUCAUACAGGUUUAGAACAACAUGAGGGUGAGUAAAUGAUGACACAAUUUUCAUUUUUGGGUGAACUAACCCUUUAAGUUGAAAAACUAAUACUGAGCAGCCUGAUUUUUAAUAUAUUUCUUUUUUAAAUAAUUCCUCGUAUUGGGCCUCAUUCCUCCAUCACAAGCAACAUUUUUAUGUAAAUGAUUCUUAAAAACAUUCAUAUGUAAAGGUUUACUGAACAAAGCUAUUUUUUUCGUAAGUUGUUGCAAAAUGUGACAGUUUUUUAAUGUAAAUUGUCGCACCAUGCAAGUUUACACAAGUAACCAUUCAUAAAUUAAAUAGUAACAUGCAACAGUUUAUGAAAGUUUAGAUGAAAUGUGCUGAAAUCGAUGUUUUCUUCCAUAUCGUGAUGUAUUGUGACCCGAAUUAUAGAAAAUCAUUGCAAAAAUGUAGGGCAGGGAAUUUUAGGAUUUUAGGAUGUGUGAUGAAUGAGCUUGCAAUGGAUUGUACCAUGGUUUAAGUGGACUAAAUGUUUGGAGAAGUCCUGCGUACAUAACCAGAGAUCCAAAGAUCCAACUAUGACAUUUGAAUAAAAAAUUACGAGUUCAAAAAAAAUGUUUUUAAUUGAACCUUGUACAGUACAGGAUUAAUCCUUCACAAUCAAAUAUUUCACAUGCAUUUAGAAAACAGAUUUUUCAUUUCAUGCCGAGUUUAAACUUUCAUUGUGUAAAUUAUUGUACCAUUUGACAGUUUUAAGACUUGUUUUUUUAAACUAAAAACUUCUAUAAAUUUUCGCACCAUGUGAAUGUAAGUAAAUUGUACCACAUUACAAAAAACAAAACAAAAAAUCGUAAAAUAUUGCACCGUGCGAAAAUUUACGCAAGUAAAAUUAUUCUGUAGUUCUGUAGCUGUUUUUGCAAAUUAAACCGUUCCUGUGUAAAUUGUCACAUAAUGGCAGUAUACAUAAAAAUGCUUUUAUGAAUGAUUUGCACAGAAACUCAUUCUGCUUGUGGUUGAUGAAUGAGGCCUGUUGUCCAAUAAUAUUCCAUGUCUAUGAUGAUCAGCAGUACCUCUUUCUGACUGCAGUGUAAUAUAUAUGUUUGUUGAUAUGUACAUGUGUCUCUAUAUCCUCCUGAUGUGAAUACAUUUCUCCUUCUGCAGCUUGAGCAGUAGAGUCACUUUGCAGUUUAGAAUUUAUUCAUGACUAUAAAUUGCGAUGUGUAUUGUGGUGACGGCUGCAGAUGCGGCUGAAAAUGUUUCCGCCUUCCUCGAUUGUCCCUGUAUUUAAUCAUCUCUUCCCCGAGUCUAGUUCUUUUCUACUCUUUCAAAUGGACAGCUGUAGCGUACCAGCAGGACUUUCACUAACUGGUUUGUACUGAAUGAUCUUUCUAACUCCCUUUAAUUGGCUCUGUCUCUGGCUUGUAAAUAUGUUUUUGGGGCAUUCUGUAUACUAGGUUUGGCUUCAUUUCAUUAAAGUCUAAAUACCUCCUCA
Molecule: messenger RNA, 6678 nt
Organism: Ctenopharyngodon idella (grass carp)
Lineage: Eukaryota; Metazoa; Chordata; Actinopteri; Cypriniformes; Xenocyprididae
Gene: jakmip2
Product: janus kinase and microtubule interacting protein 2
Exons: 22
Coding region: 286-2748 (820 amino acids)
Molecular function (GO): kinase binding; microtubule binding
Source: RefSeq, a predicted model, not a curated record